Molecule: messenger RNA, 5289 nt
Organism: Dermochelys coriacea (leatherback sea turtle)
Lineage: Eukaryota; Metazoa; Chordata; Testudines; Dermochelyidae
Gene: RASGRF1
Product: Ras protein specific guanine nucleotide releasing factor 1
Biological process (GO): Ras protein signal transduction; positive regulation of GTPase activity
Cellular component (GO): plasma membrane
Molecular function (GO): protein binding; guanyl-nucleotide exchange factor activity
Source: RefSeq, a predicted model, not a curated record
UGCAGCGGGGGCCGCCCCGGCGGGCUGCGGGCACCCGCCUGCCCUGACCCCCCCGGGCACUGGCCGCGCCCGCCCUGCCAUGGAGACGCGGCCGCCUGCGCGCCCGGCAGGUCCCCCCUGCCCGUAGCGGGCCGUGCGCGGCGCGGUCCAUGCUGCCGCUCCUGGCUCGGCUCGGCUCGGCUCGGCUCGCAUCACAUGACUCCCCCGCUGGCUCCCGCACCCAGCCGCGCUGCCAGCCGAGCGGGGACGCGUCGGGCUCGGGCUCCGUCCCCCGCGCUCCGGCCGGGGCCGGGCGCCGGGGGCCGCUGGCCGGGGGCCAGGUGAGCACCAUGCAGAAGGGGAUGCGGCUGAACGACGGGCACGUCGCCUACCUGGGGCUGCUGGCGAAGAGGGACGGCAGCCGCCGCGGCUACCUGAGCAAGCGCAGCGGCGACAACACGAAAUGGCAGAGCAAGUGGUUCGCGCUGCUGCAGAACAUGCUCUUCUGCUUCGAGAGCGACUCCAGCUCGCGGCCCUCCGGCCUCUACCUGCUGGAGGGCAGCGCCUGCGACCGCGCGCCGUCCCCCAAGCCCGGGCUCUCGGCCAAGGACUCGCUGGAGAAGCAGCAUUAUUUUACUGUUAGUUUCAACCAUGAUAAUCAGAAAACCCUGGAGCUGAGGACGGAGGAUGCCAAAGACUGCGAUGAAUGGGUAGCAGCGAUAACUCACGCAAGUUAUAGGAAUCUUGCUACAGAGCAUGAAGCUUUAAUGCAGAAGUACCUCCAUUUACUUCAGAUUGUGGAAACCGAGAAAACUGUUGCCAAGCAACUAAGACAACAGAUUGAAGAUGGGGAAAUCGAGAUUGAACGUCUGAAAUCGGAGAUUGCCUCCUUGCUUAAAGAUAACGAGCGCAUCCAGUCCACUCAGAGCAGUGCGCCAAAUGACGAUGACAGCGAUAUCAAGAAAAUCAAAAAGGUCCAGAGCUUUCUACGGGGCUGGCUAUGCAGGAGAAAAUGGAAGACGAUCAUUCAGGACUAUAUCCGAUCUCCUCACGCUGACAGCAUGAGAAAAAGGAACCAGGUUGUCUUCAGCAUGCUGGAGGCAGAAGCAGAAUACGUUCAACAGCUGCACAUUCUGGUCAACAACUUCCUUCGCCCGCUGAGGAUGGCAGCGAGCUCCAAGAAACCUCCCAUCACCCACGAUGAUGUCAGCAGCAUAUUCCUGAACAGUGAAACAAUCAUGUUUUUGCACCAGAUCUUUUAUCAAGGCCUGAAAGCAAGAAUAUCUAGCUGGCCGACGCUAGUGCUUGCUGAUUUGUUUGACAUCCUGCUGCCCAUGCUGAACAUCUACCAGGAGUUUGUGAGAAACCAUCAGUACAGCCUGCAGAUCCUGGCGCACUGCAAGCAGAACCGUGACUUCGACAAGCUACUGAAGCACUAUGAGGCCAAGCCGGACUGCGAGGAGAGGACGCUGGAGACCUUCUUGACGUACCCCAUGUUCCAGAUUCCCAGAUACAUUCUGACGUUACAUGAGUUGCUGGCGCACACACCCCAUGAGCACGUGGAGAGGAACAGCUUGGACUACGCCAAGUCCAAGCUAGAAGAGCUUUCCAGGAUAAUGCAUGACGAAGUGAGUGAGACAGAAAAUAUUCGAAAAAAUCUGGCAAUAGAAAGGAUGAUUAUUGAAGGGUGUGAAAUUCUCCUGGACACCAGCCAGACUUUUGUCAGACAAGGUUCCCUCAUCCAAGUGCCGAUGUCCGAGAAAGGGAAGAUCACCAGAGGGAGGCUUGGCUCCCUGUCCUUGAAGAAGGAGGGCGAGAGACAAUGCUUCCUCUUCUCCAAGCACUUAAUUAUCUGUACAAGAGGCUCAGGUGGAAAAUUACACUUAACCAAGAAUGGUGUGAUCUCUCUCAUCGACUGCACCUUGAUGGAGGAGCAGGAGAGCACUGAUGAAGAAACAAAAGCAUCAGUGCAAGACAUAGACCAUCUUGAUUUCAAAAUUGUAGUGGAACCAAAGGAUUCUCCAUCCUUUACUGUUAUCUUGGUGGCAUCAUCCAGGCAAGAAAAGGCUGCAUGGACCAGCGACAUCAGUCAGUGUGUAGACAACAUUCGAUGCAAUGGCCUCAUGAUGAAUGCAUUUGAGGAGAACUCAAAAGUCACAGUUCCCCAGAUGAUCAAGUCUGAUGCCAGCUUGUACUGUGACGAUGUCGACAUUCGGUUCAGUAAAACGAUGAAUUCCUGCAAGGUCCUUCAGAUCCGCUAUGCAAGCGUGGAGCGGCUCUUGGAGAGGCUGACGGACCUGCGGUUCCUCAGCAUCGACUUUCUCAACACGUUUCUGCAUUCGUACCGGGUGUUCACCACGGCGGUGAUCGUUCUGGACAAACUCAUCACUAUCUACAAGAAACCCAUCAGUGCAAUUCCUGCAAGGUCACUGGAGCUCUUGUUUGCAAGCAGCCAGAACACCAAACUGCUUUAUGGCGAGCCGCCCAAAUCUCCAAGAGCAAAUCGGAAAUUCUCAUCCCCUCCCCCGCUGUCCAUCACCAAGUCAUCCUCCUCCGAGCCGAAGACGAAGCUGUCCUUAAACAUCCCCAUCAUCACAGGAGGGAAGGCUCUGGACCUGGCUGCAUUGAGUUGCUCCUCCAAUGGCUAUGCAAGCAUGUACUCUUCCAUGUCACCCUUUAGUAAGACCACUCUUGAUAUAAACAAACUUUACGUGUCCAGUAACUACCCCAAUAAAAUACCUGAUGAAGGUGAAACUGCAUCUGAAAAACAAGAAGAGACUCCUCCAAACAAGCCAAGUUCCGAGGUAUCAGUUCGGGAGGAGUCAGACACUGAUCCAAACCAGAGCGAUGAAGCAGAAACGGAGACCUCGAGACAACCUUUACCUUCUGUGCCUGACAUUGUUCUCACUCUUCCUUUUCUAGAUUUCUCAUUGUUUUCUUAUAACAAUGGAGUCGUUAUGACGUCUUGCCGGGAGCUUGACAAUAACCGCAGUGCCCUGUCAGCUGCUUCCGCUUUUGCGAUAGCGACUGCUGGAGCCAACGAAGGCACCCCGACCAAGGAAAAAUAUAGAAGGAUGUCAUUAGCAAGUGCAGGCUUUCCCCCUGACCAAAGGAAUGGGGACAAAGAGUUCGUGAUAAGGAGAGCUGCAACCAACAGAGUGCUCAAUGUUCUGCGCCACUGGGUCUCCAAACACUCGCAGGACUUUGAAACCAAUGAUGAACUAAAAUGUAAAGUGAUCAGCUUUCUGGAAGAAGUUAUCCAUGAUCCCGAGCUCCUGACCCAGGAGAGAAAAGCAGCAGCCAAUAUUAUAAGGACUUUGACUCAGGAAGAUCCAGGAGACAAUCAGAUAACACUGGAGGAGAUCAUACAGAUGGCUGAGGGAGUCAAAGCAGAACCCUUUGAAAAUCACUCUGCUUUGGAAAUAGCAGAACAGCUGACAUUGUUGGAUCACCUGGUCUUCAAGAAGAUCCCAUAUGAAGAGUUUUUUGGGCAAGGUUGGAUGAAGCUUGAAAAGAACGAAAGGACUCCUUACAUUAUGAAGAAUACUAAACACUUCAACGAUAUCAGUAACUUGAUAGCUUCCGAAAUCCUCCGCAAUGAAGAUGUCAAUGCCAGAGUGAGCGCCAUUGAGAAGUGGGUGGCUGUGGCAGAUAUCUGCAGGUGUCUGCACAACUACAAUGCAGUCCUGGAGAUCACCUCCUCCCUGAACCGCAGCGCUAUCUUCCGGCUCAAGAAAACGUGGCUCAAAGUAUCCAAGCAGACGAAAGCUCUGAUUGAUAAGCUCCAAAGGCUGGUGUCGUCAGAGGGCCGGUUUAAGAAUCUCCGAGAAGCUCUGAAAAAUUGCGACCCACCCUGUGUUCCUUACCUGGGAAUGUAUCUGACCGACCUGGCAUUCAUAGAGGAGGGAACUCCAAAUUAUACUGAAGAUGGCUUGGUGAACUUCUCCAAAAUGAGAAUGAUUUCCCACAUCAUUCGAGAGAUCCGCCAAUUUCAGCAAACGUCCUACAAGAUAGAACAUCAAGCCAAGGUGACACAGUAUUUACUGGACCAAUCAUUUGUAAUGGAUGAAGAAAGUCUUUAUGAAUCUUCUCUUCGAAUAGAACCUAAACUGCCUACCUGAAUGUGGAGCAGUGCCCGGCAGUUUGUCUGUACACAUCCUAUAUCAUAUUGUACAUACCUGUUUGUUUAUGUUGGGCACCCUAGAUGGACUUCCUCGUAUGUGCUUCUCAACGAAAACAAAACUUCUUCUUGCUAUUAGAACACAGUAGAACUUGACUAGAACUUCUUGCAUUGUUUAAGGAUUCAUGCAUAAAGCAUUUUGUUUAUGGCAGUCCCGGUUUAUUUUAAACAAUGUUAUUUUUGUCAUUUGGUCUUCUCAGGGGGUGAGGAAGAGCUAGGGUAGCAGGAGAAAAACAGCAAACACACAACAAACCACAGGCAGAGCUCCAGUCGCCUUCCCUUUCCACCUAGACACUGCUGUUGUGUUGGACGCACAAUCAGGGCACUCAGCAUGUUUCACGUAAUUAUUGUAACUGAACGACACUUGCUCUGGAGUCAAGCAAUUUAAAAAGAUUCUCCUAUAAUGCAGUUUAAAACAAUAAUUAUUGGUCAAGCAGGUGAUCUAAAUCAUUAUAUCACUGAGCCAACUUUGAGGCAACAGACUAGCUGUAGUUCAUCACACCUCCAUUAACCUGGGCUCUGUUUCUAUCCCACCAUCUCACUGGCUGUUCUGGUAACACCAGAUAGCAGGACUGAGCUGGAUGAGGCACUGUGCCUGUAUGGGGAAAGAGACAUAUGUGUAAAUUACACAAUCCAUCACUCUUGUUGGUUGCUGCCCAGAGUUCAUUAAGAGUAGGGGAGAGACAAUAUAUCUUUUAAUAUUUUAGCUGCAUAACACUCAUUACACGCUUCUGUGGAUAUGCUAUAAAUCUGUAUACCUUGUGACAAUUAUUAGUAACACAAUGUAGAAUUAGAAAAAAAUGACCAAGUGUUUUUAUUACAUAUACUGUAAUCCUGUCUAACCACCGUCUAGCAGGAAUAUAGUAAUGUAGUGCUUAUUCUGUGAAUAUUACCAUGUAUUUUUUACAUUGUACAGUAUAUAAACACAGUUUAACUUUAAAGUGGCAGGCAUGCUCCACUGUAACAAACAGAAAACUUUUGCUGUAAGCAUACCUAUGGUAUGAGAAAUUCUAUUUCAAGCCCUAAAAUAUUUCAACUUACAGCUUGUUUGGAAAAAUAUUUCCAUUUUUGUAAAAAUAUAUGUUUCCUGAUUACCUCUUGCUAAUAAAUCUAUUCUAUCUCAGGGUGAA